Exophiala mesophila is the source of this 1749-nucleotide messenger RNA. RefSeq lists its product as uncharacterized. The transcript has a single exon. Lineage: Eukaryota; Fungi; Ascomycota; Eurotiomycetes; Chaetothyriales; Herpotrichiellaceae. Bases 176 to 1639 code for a protein of 487 amino acids. The record is from RefSeq and is a predicted model, not a curated record.
UGUCCACUUCACUGAUGAAAUGGUGAGAGUCAACACGCAGAAUCGACUCAUAACUCUGAUAUAAAACAAAAGGUUUGUACCAUUCCCAUGGUCCCAGUCCCACAGGAUUGUGAAACUUGGAGAGAAAGGAAGCAACAUCGUUGAUCAUUUAUCAUCCAUUCCACAACAGAUAAACAUGGAUUUCAGUUUCUUACAAGACGCACUGGGAAACAUCCCCAUGGUGAAGAAUUACAUGGUGAUUUCUAUGAUCUUCUCCCUACCAGACUCAACGUCUUCGACCGAUGUCGAGAGAAGCAUUCGCUCAGGAUUGGAUACAUUGUCGGAUUCAUUCCCACAUUUGAAAGGUCACGUGAUCCAUAACGACAAGAGCAGCAAAGAUGGACGCGAUGAUAUUGGUCGUGUUAGGAUCUAUCCCCUUAACGAAGCCAACAAGGAUCACAUUUCCCUGACAAUCAAAGACCUAAGAAAAGAAUCCAAUUUCCCCAGUCUGGAAACUCUCAGAAAAGCCAAAUUCCCCCUUUCAAUGCUCGACGGAAAGAUGCUCGUUCCAUACCAUCUAAUCCCUCCAUUUUUCGAAUUACUCUAUCAAGACUCACCGGACCGACCAGCAAGAGUGUUAUUCUUCCAGGAGAAUUUCAUCAAUGGAGGUCUAAUUCUGACGAUUGCAGCAAACCACACUACCAUGGAUAUGAAUGGUUUGGGGAGCGUGAUUGAAUUAUUCGCACAGGCGUGUCGAGGUGAAGCAUACACUGAACAACAAUUACGAGAGGUCAAUCAGUCGAGAAGAGAUGCUGUUCCUCUUCUCGGUGACGAUUACACGCCAGGUCCGGAAGGGGAGUGGUUCAUUAUGAAGACGCAAAAUUCAUGGACUGAACUGGCCAAUAAGACGAAAGAUGGGUCAGAAGAAGAAAAAGAAGGACAGACGUCGCCGGCCGUUUGUCGCAUGUUUACUUUCAGUCCUGCGUCUCUGGUCAAGUUGAAGGCCGAGGCUAGUGUUCAAACGACUGCGCCGUUUAUAUCGACGAAUGAUGCAGUGACGGCGCUGCUUUGGCAAACAAUCAGUAAAGUCCGGGCGGAGCGAUAUAAGAACACAACGUCGCCCAACAGCAACACCACCGCAAACAGCGAUAGCUGCACCGACUUCCGCACCACCAUCGCCCGUCAAGUCGAUUCCCGUCGCCACUUCAACCUGUCGCGUCUCUAUGGCGGCCACAUGGCAACCUCGGUCUUCAGCACUUCUCCUAACGUGUGGCGCCUCCCCCUCGGCGAGGUAUCAGCCCAACUACGUCUCGCCCUCAGCGAUCCUGACGUUCCAUUCCACUUACGUGCCAUUGCCACACUCGUCCAUCGACCUCAAUACCGACCUCGUAUCGCAUAUGCUGCAAACCUCAAUUUCGACCGUGACGUCGUCAUCUCCUCGUGGGCAGAUGUCAAAUGUUGUGAGACAUCGUUUGGUUCGGUAUUGGGUGUUCCGGAGGUGGCGAUGCGUCCGCGUGUAGCGCCAUUUGCGGCGGGAGCGUUUAUAAUGCCGUUUACAAGGGAAGGGGAUUUGCCGGUGUGUGUGGGGUUAAGGGAGGAUGAUAUGAAGAGGUUAAGUGGGGAUGAGGAGUUGUUGAGGUUUGCGGAGUAUAUAGGUUGAUGCUAUGAGACCGAGGCAUACAUUCAAUGGCUUUUGGGUUCAGUUGGGUUCUAUAUAUGAUGUUUAUAUCGGGAAAUGGUCUUUGUCAUCGUAUAUAUGGGAGUUUUGAU